Dromiciops gliroides (monito del monte) is the source of this 5611-nucleotide messenger RNA. RefSeq names its product phosphatidylcholine translocator ABCB4. The record is from RefSeq and is a predicted model, not a curated record. NCBI's taxonomy places the organism in Eukaryota, Metazoa, Chordata, Mammalia, Microbiotheria, Microbiotheriidae. The transcript has 27 exons. Gene Ontology annotation, cellular component: membrane. Gene Ontology annotation, biological process: transmembrane transport. The coding region runs from base 170 to 3730 and encodes 1186 amino acids. Gene Ontology annotation, molecular function: ABC-type transporter activity; ATP binding; ATP hydrolysis activity.
GGGGCCCAGGCGCACGCGGGCGGCCCCGGCCCCCGCGGGGAUCCCGGGGAUCCCGGGCCUCCGGACUCUGCCUGGGCACUAACAGGCAUCGCAGGGAGGGCGAGUGCAAACGACCUGCCCGGGGGUCACUGCCCCAGCAUCUGGGGACCCUUUCACCCGAUGUACCCCCAUGCCAUCCCGGGAGGCUGAGAUGGACGGUGAGGAGGGAAGGAACGGGACCGCCGGCAGCUCCUCGGGAACCGAGGGUGACUUUGAACUAGCCACCACAAGUAACCAACAAGACAGGAAAAAAAUGAAGAAAACUAAAAUGAUCAGCCCAUUAACAUUGUUUCGAUAUUCUGAUUGGAAAGAUAAAUUAUUUAUGGUGCUGGGCACUGUCAUGGCUAUUGCUCAUGGUUCCGGUCUCCCACUUAUGAUGAUAGUAUUUGGAGACAUGACAGAUAGCUUUGUAAAUACCGCAGGAAACUUUUCUUUUCCAGUAAAUUUUUCUUUCGCGGUGUUAAAUCCAGCCAGAAUUCUGGAGGAAGAAAUGACCAGAUAUGCCUAUUAUUAUUCAGGAUUAGGAGGAGGUGUUCUUAUAGCUGCUUACAUUCAGGUUUCCUUCUGGACCUUAGCUGCUGGCCGGCAAAUUAAAAAAAUUAGGCAAAAGUUUUUUCAUGCUGUCCUGCAACAGGAAAUGGGAUGGUUUGAUGUCAAUGACACCACAGAACUCAACACACGGCUCACUGAUGACAUCUCCAAAAUCAGUGAAGGAAUUGGUGACAAGGUUGGAAUGUUCUUUCAAGCAGUGGCAACAUUUUUUGCAGGAUUCAUAGUGGGGUUCAUAAGAGGAUGGAAGCUAACCCUUGUGAUAAUGGCCAUCAGCCCUAUCCUGGGACUUUCUGCCGCUGUCUGGGCCAAGAUACUGUCUGCAUUUAGUGACAAGGAACUAGCAGCCUAUGCUAAGGCUGGUGCAGUGGCAGAAGAGGCUCUGUCUGCCAUUAAGACAGUGAUAGCCUUCGGGGGACAAAACAAAGAACUUGAAAGGUAUCAGAGACAUUUAGAAAAUGCAAAAAAGAUUGGAAUAAAGAAAGCUAUUUCAGCAAACAUUUCUAUGGGCAUUGCCUUCCUAUUGAUAUAUGCAUCCUAUGCACUGGCUUUCUGGUAUGGAUCAACUCUAGUCAUAUCCAAGGAAUAUACUAUUGGAAAUGCACUUACAGUCUUUUUUUCAAUAUUGAUAGGAGCUUUCAGUGUUGGACAGGCUGCACCGUGCAUUGAUUCAUUUGCUAAUGCGAGAGGAGCAGCUUAUGCAAUCUUUGAUAUUAUUGAUAACAAUCCUAAAAUUGACAGUUUUUCUGAAACUGGCCAUAAACCGGACCACAUCAAGGGGAAUCUGGAGUUCAAAAAUGUCCAUUUCUCUUAUCCUUCCCGAGCCGAUGUCAAGAUUCUAAAGGGAAUCAAUCUCAAGGUUAACAGUGGACAGACAGUAGCCCUGGUGGGUAACAGUGGCUGUGGGAAAAGUACAACUGUUCAGUUGAUACAGAGACUGUAUGACCCCCUGGAGGGAGAGAUCAACAUUGAUGGCCAAGAUAUUCGAACUCUAAAUGUCAGAUAUCUGAGGGAAAUGAUUGGCGUCGUGAGUCAGGAACCAGUGCUGUUUGCUACUACAAUUGCUGAAAACAUUCGCUAUGGCAGAGAAGAUGCCACCAUGGAUGAAAUCAAGAAAGCUGUCAAAGAUGCCAAUGCCUAUGAGUUCAUCAUGAAACUACCAGAGAAAUUUGACACUCUGGUUGGAGAAAGAGGGGCCCAGCUGAGUGGGGGUCAGAAGCAGAGAAUAGCAAUUGCUCGUGCUCUCGUUCGGAAUCCCAAGAUCCUUCUGCUUGAUGAGGCCACCUCGGCCUUGGACACUGAGAGCGAAUCUGAGGUACAAGCAGCUCUGGAUAAGGCAAGAGAAGGGCGAACUACAAUUGUGAUCGCUCAUCGUUUGUCUACCAUCCGAAAUGCAGAUGUCAUAGCUGGUUUUGAGGAUGGAGUCAUUACAGAACAAGGGAGCCACAGUGAGCUAAUGAAAAGGGAAGGGGUUUACUUCAAACUUGUUAACAUGCAGACAUCAGGAAACCAGAUUCAGUCUGAAGAAUUUGAAGUCGAAUUAAAAGAAGAAAAUGCCAGUGGGAUGGCACCAAAUGGCCUGAAAUCUCACCUUUUUAGGAAUUCCACACACAAAAGUUUUAGAAAUUCACGAAAGCAUCAGAAUAGCUAUGACGUCACUCCGGAAGAGCUUGACCCAGAUGUGCCACCAGUAUCUUUUUUCAAAGUCCUGAAGCUGAACAAAACAGAGUGGCCUUACUUCGUGGUGGGAACCCUCUGUGCCAUUGUCAAUGGGGCGUUGCAGCCAGCGUUUUCAAUAAUAUUCUCAGAGAUGUUAGCAAUUUUUGGACCAGGGGAUGAUGAAGUGAAGCAACACAAGUGCAACAUGUUCUCGUUGCUGUUUUUAGGGCUUGGAAUUAUUUCUUUCUUUACUUUUUUCCUUCAGGGCUUCACAUUUGGGAAAGCUGGGGAGAUCCUCACAACAAGACUUCGGUUUAUGGCUUUUAAGGCAAUGCUAAGACAGGAUAUGAGUUGGUUUGAUGAUCCUAAGAACAGCACUGGUGCACUUUCGACAAGACUUGCCACUGAUGCUUCCCAAGUCCAAGGAGCCACAGGUAGCAGGCUGGCUUUGAUUGCUCAGAAUACAGCAAACCUAGGGACUGGCAUAAUCAUAUCAUUUGUAUACGGUUGGCAAUUAACGCUUUUGCUGUUAUCAGUUGUUCCAAUCAUUGCUGUAUCAGGAAUCAUUGAAAUGAAAAUGUUGGCCGGAAAUGCUAAAAGAGACAAGAAGGAACUAGAAACUGCCGGAAAGAUUGCAUCGGAAGCAAUAGACAACAUUAGGACAGUUGUGUCCUUGACCCAAGAAAGGAAAUUUGAAUCGAUGUAUGGAGAAAAUUUGAAUGGUCCCUACAGAAAUUCUGUGCAGAAGGCCCACAUCUAUGGAAUCACUUUUAGCAUUUCCCAGGCAUUUAUGUAUUUUUCCUAUGCUGGUUGUUUUCGAUUUGGUGCUUAUCUAAUAGUGAAUGGACACAUGCGUUUUCGAGAUGUUAUUCUGGUGUUUUCUGCCAUUGUGUUUGGGGCCAUGGCCUUAGGACACGCUAGUUCAUUUGCUCCAGACUAUGCUAAAGCCAAGUUGUCAGCAGCCCACUUAUUUAUGUUGUUCGAAAGAGAGCCUCUCAUAGACAGCUACAGUGAAGCAGGACUGAAGCCUGAUAACUUUGAAGGGAAUGUGUCAUUUAAUGAAGUUGUGUUCAACUAUCCUACCCGACCAAACGUCCCUGUGCUUCAAGGCCUGACCCUGGAGGUGAAGAAGGGUCAGACCUUGGCCCUCGUGGGCAGCAGUGGUUGUGGGAAGAGUACAGUAGUACAACUGCUUGAGAGAUUCUAUGAUCCCCUAGCUGGAAAGGUGCUUUUAGAUGGUCAAGAAACCAAGAAGCUUAACGUCCAGUGGCUGCGGGCUCAGCUUGGCAUCGUGUCCCAGGAGCCCAUUUUGUUCGACUGCAGCAUUGCAGAGAACAUCGCCUAUGGAAACAACAGCCGGGUGGUAUCCCAGGAAGAGAUUGUGAAUGCAGCCAAAGCCGCCAAUAUCCAUCCUUUCAUUGAAACACUACCUGACGUAUAUACCAUCUAUGGAAAAAAGAAGGAAGCCUGCUGUAAACUUUGAGACAGAAGUAGAAGAGAAGAAGAGGGGGUCCAACCAGAUUGAGUGAGGAAGGGACGGAGGGAAAUUUGGCAUCUGAUGGUUUCCAUAUCUUCAGUAAAGCUGAGAGUGAGAAAAAAGAAGGUGAAGUUGAGUCUUGAGAUGAAGAGAAGAGGUUUGGAAUAGCCAUUGUGGGUAAUGUGAUAGAGAAUCUCUAAAUGACAGUUUCAAGGAUUGCUGUAUAGCAGUGAGAGCUCAUUUGCUAUUAGUGAGCACAAAUUUAUAGUGGACUCACUAAGCAAGUUUCCUUAUUUUCUUCAAAGUGGGUCAACAGUUUAAGAGUUAUAAUAGAGGUGGUAGACAGAAGGAUUUAACCAGUGUUGAAGAUCAGCAAGUCAGAAUAGGUAGACAGUGAAGGGGCAAAAGAUUCAAGAAUAAAGAAGCAGGUAUUAUUUAAGGAGCCAAGCACUGGGUCAAGACCCAGAGAAUAACAGUGAAGAUUAAAUAGUAUUAUUAGCUAGGAGAAUAGAGAGAAAUCAAUCUUUACAGUGAGGGCAAGGAACAAGGAAAGGCAGAGUAAGUGAGAGAGGAGUGAAAGAGGAAUCUCAGAACUCAUAUCUCUUGUGCCUUCAUCUGACUUGUUCCCAUGUCUUGAAGUAGACUACCCCCAAGUUCCUGUUGAGUUUUCUGCUUCUUUCAAAGCCCAACUCAGGUGCUAAAUCUAUUACUAUGACAUUUAAUAGGGAUACAUUUAAAUUCUUAUGCCUGGGUUCAAAAACCAAACUUUACAGAGUAUAAACUAAUGGAAGCAUGGCUAGACUAAACUUGGUCCGAGGAGGAGCUGGGGGUUUUAGUGAACUGAAAGCUCAAUAUGAGUCAGCAAUGGAAAGGGGCAGUAAGGGAUAGUGACCAGGACAAUGUAGGGAGAUGACUUCUGUUAUACUCUGCCCUGGUCAGACUACAUCAAGAGUAGUAUGUUCCACUCUGAAUACUAUAGUUUAGGAAGGAUAUUGAUAAGCUCUUGAUAAGCAUCCAGAAAAGGGCAACCAGGAUGAGGAAAGGCCUUUGGUCCAUGUCAUAUGAAAACAAUUUAAAGAAACUGGCAGUUUUUAAUCCUGGAAAAGACAAAAUGCAGGGAAAACCAUGAGACCUGCCUUCAAGUAUCUGAAGGGUUGUAAUGUGGAAGAAAUACUAGUCCCAAGCCUGGCCCCAGAGAGUGGAACAGAUGUUGUAGGAAGGCAUAUUCAGGUUUGAUGUAAGGAAGAACUUCCUGUUUGAAUUAUCCCAAAGUAGAAUGGGCUGCCUUGGGAGGAGGUAGGCUCCUUCUCACUACAGGUUUUCAAGCAAAGGCAGAAUGAUCCUCAUCAGGUGUGGGCUGGGCUAGAUAGCUUCUGAAGCUCCUUUUAGUCCUUAUAUUUUAUAAUUCCAUGUGCUUCCUUUUCCAUGAUGGUUUUCUAUCCCAUUUCCCCAAGUGAAAGUGAUUUCUCCCUCCUCAAAUUUUCCAAAGCACUUGUACAUUUCUUUCCUCCCUGCUAGACUGUGAGCUCCUUGAGAGCAGGUUAUAUACCAUAACUAAUUUUGUAUACCCACAGCACCAUACGGUGCUUAUUGGGCAAGUACUUAAUAAAUAUUCUGAGUAAAUAAUACUUAAUAAAUACACAGCAUCAAAUUUAUCAUUACUAUGACAUUGCCAAGAAUUAGAAAAGAAGAACUCUUACCCAAAAUCUUGCUGGAGACCAAAAUCAAGAGUUAGACAUUAAUCUUUUCAUCUAAACUAAGCAUUGUAGUUUAAUUUUGAAAAUGAAUUCCUGAAUUGGCAGAAAAAAAAUCCACAAAAAUCAAAAUCACCCCUUUCCCAAAAGGACAUUCAUCUAAAUAUCUGUAGUGCUUUUUUCUUUGAAGAAU